AAGAGGAUUGAAGAAGAAGAAGAAGAAGAGGAUGAGGAUGAUGAAGAAGAAGAGGAUGAGGAUGAAGAAGAAGAAGAAGAAGAAGAGGAUGAGGAUGAGGAUGAAGAAGAAGAAGAAGAAGUAGGAUGAAAAUAAGAAGAAUUCCAGUCCAGCAAAAAGUACCCCCCCGCCGGCAAAAAGUGUCACUGCAGAGAGCUCCGCUAUUUCUGACAGUUCUCUGACAGUUCCUUCACAUUUACAGCGUUGAAACAUUGUAUCAAUUUGUUUCC
This is a messenger RNA of Staurois parvus, 269 nucleotides long. NCBI's taxonomy places the organism in Eukaryota, Metazoa, Chordata, Amphibia, Anura, Ranidae. The record is from the annotation of a GenBank genome assembly.